Molecule: messenger RNA, 373 nt
Organism: Ceraceosorus guamensis
Lineage: Eukaryota; Fungi; Basidiomycota; Exobasidiomycetes; Ceraceosorales; Ceraceosoraceae
Exons: 1
Coding region: 51-278 (75 amino acids)
Source: RefSeq, a predicted model, not a curated record
CCGCUCUCGCUCGAUCGCUUCGCGCCACACAACAUUCACGAUGCAUAUGCAUGCAUGCAUGGUGCGUGCUUUUGCUGUGUAAGAUGGAUGCCCGGCGCGCGGCUCUUUGCAGAUCCAGACCGCCGCGGGCGGGCCUUGGAUGGUCUCGCGUCAAUCACGAAGGAGAGCCCUGCAUUCCCAGUCGAGUCGUGAGUCGUAAGUCGAGUCUCGACACACUCGUGACUCUACCACGAUCGCAGGUGCGAAUGAUCGCUUGGCUUGGCGGAGAUCGCGCUUGAGAGGUACGAUCGAUCCAUCACAUCCGGCCGCGCGCGCUGCGUGUAUGCGCCCACACAGCCAUCAUCGCGACCGACCGGCUCUCGCAAAGCUACGU